Messenger RNA from Symphalangus syndactylus (siamang), 2748 nucleotides. It is a transcript of the gene PRODH, whose product is annotated as proline dehydrogenase 1. Gene Ontology annotation, molecular function: FAD binding; proline dehydrogenase activity. Gene Ontology annotation, cellular component: mitochondrion. The record is from RefSeq and is a predicted model, not a curated record. Lineage: Eukaryota; Metazoa; Chordata; Mammalia; Primates; Hylobatidae.
GGUGGGAGGGAAAGCCUCCUGGCAGGGGCUCCUGGCCCAGGGCUUGCUCCUUGAGCAGCCAGGUGGAAAGUGGGCAGCUGAGGCCCCUUGACACGGAGGCCUCUGGGAUGCGUAUCACUGACCACUGCUCUGCCUUUCCCCUUCCCAGCACCUGAGGGGGACUCUCUCCUUUCCUGUGAGUGUGGGCAGAGCUGCCCCUUAGGGUCCGAGCGCCUCUGGGGAGCUUCAGGAAGGCUCUGGAUGCUGUUGGUCAUGCAGCAGAGCUCUCUCCAUGGUCACUGACUUAAUCAGGCUUUGAAUAUAAAGUCAGAUGACCCACAGAGCUGCUCCAGGGGCCAGGGAGACCAUGAUCGCUUUGUCACAGUAGACUUAACAGCCGCAGCAGCUCUUGCUAGCCUGGAUGACACAGCACGGAAACCAAGUGCCAGAAUCAGAUUGUGGCCGUGGGGAGAAGGAAGAAGAGGAGGCUCUGGCAGGGGUGCAGGGCUGGUGGGGGAGGGAAGCCGGGUACCCUAGAGAAGGGAGGGGCCAGGGGGAAUGGGGGUGCUGGCCAGGUGGAGAUGCAGAGGCACCUGUAGGAAGGACAGGGGCUUGGCUGAGCAGAGUGUGGCCAGCCUAGCGGGGGACAGCCUACAUCCUGGCCUCACUGGUCUGGAGGUGCCCAAGCCAGGGGCCCAGGACUUUGGGCAUUACUGGGAAAUGAUGGGAACCUGGGGUGGGGUGGCGUGAAACAAGAUGAGUUGGUAAGAUCUGCUUUCACUUUAAAGGAAUUAUUUCUGGUUGUUGCUUGGAAAAGAAGUGUCAGGGGCAAGAAAAUGCUGCAGGAGGGCCGGCCUGGAGGACAGGGCGGGACUGUAGGGCUGGCUGCGCGGGGGCAGGAGCCUGUGCUUGCAUCAGAGCUGCCUGGGAGACCCUGGCUCUGGGGCGGAGGCCUGAGUAAGGGGGCCUCCCUGGGGAUUUGGGGACCUCUGUGUGCUGGUACCUUCCCGCCUCCAUUCCUCUCAGCCCUGACUGACUCUGUCUUUGGAACCAGGUCCUGUACCUCAGCUGUGGAGAGGGAUGGCAGUGGCACGAAUAAGCGGGACAAGCAAUACCAGGCCCACCGGGCCUUUGGGGACCGAAGGAAUGGUGUCAUUAGUGCCCGCACCUACUUCUAUGCCAAUGAGGCCAAGUGCGACAGCCACAUGGAGACAUUCUUGCGCUGCAUCGAAGCCUCAGGUAGAGUCAGCGAUGACGGCUUCAUAGCCAUUAAGCUCACGGCACUGGGGAGACCCCAGUUUCUGCUGCAGUUCUCAGAGGUGCUGGCCAAGUGGAGGUGCUUCUUUCACCAAAUGGCUGUGGAGCAAGGGCAGGCAGGCCUGGCUGCCAUGGACACCAAGCUGGAGGUGAAGGUGCUGCAGGAAAGUGUUGCAAAGAUGGGCAUCGCAUCCAGGGCUGAGAUUGAGGACUGGUUCACGGCGGAGACCCUGGGAGUGUCUGGCACCGUGGACCUGCUGGACUGGAGCAGCCUCAUCGACAGCAGGACCAAGCUCUCCAAGCACCUGGUGGUCCCCAACACACAGACAGGACAGCUGGAGCCCCUGCUGUCCCGGUUCACUGAGGAGGAGGAGCUACAGAUGACGAGGAUGCUACAGCGGAUGGAUAUCCUGGCCAAGAAAGCCACAGAGAUGGGCGUGCGGCUGAUGGUGGAUGCGGAGCAGACCUACUUCCAGCCGGCCAUCAGCCGCCUGACGCUGGAGAUGCAGCGCAAGUUCAAUAUGGAGAAGCCGCUCAUCUUCAACACAUACCAGUGCUACCUCAAGGAUGCCUAUGACAAUGUGACCCUGGACGUGGAGCUGGCUCGCCGUGAGGGCUGGUGUUUUGGGGCCAAGCUGGUGCGGGGCGCAUACCUGGCCCAGGAGCGAGCCCGUGCGGCAGAGAUCGGCUAUGAGGACCCCAUCAACCCCACGUAUGAGGCCACCAAUGCCAUGUACCACAGGUGCCUGGACUACGUGCUGGAGGAGCUGAAGCACAACGCCAAGGCCAAGGUGAUGGUGGCCUCCCACAAUGAGGACACAGUGCGCUUCGCACUGCACAGGAUGGAGGAGCUGGGCCUGCAUCCUGCUGACCACCAGGUGUACUUUGGACAGCUGCUAGGCAUGUGUGACCAGAUCAGCUUCCCGCUCGGCCAGGCCGGCUACCCCGUGUAUAAGUACGUGCCCUACGGCCCCGUGAUGGAGGUACUGCCCUACUUGUCCCGCCGUGCCCUGGAGAACAGCAGCCUCAUGAAGGGCGCCCAUCGGGAACGGCAGCUGAUGUGGCUGGAGCUCCUGCGGCGGCUCCGAACUUGCAGCCUCUUCCAUUGCCCUACCUAGCACCCGCCAGCCCACCCUCAGCCUCCAGGCCCAGCCCACCCCCCACAGGCCAUCACCACAGCUGCAGCCAACCCCAUCCUCACACAGAUUCAUCUUUUUUCACCCCACACUUGCAGAGCUGCUGGAGGUGGGGUCAGGUGCCUCCCAGCCCUGCUCAGGGUAUGGGCACUCAGGUGUGGGCCGAACCUGAUACCUGCCUGGGACAGCCGCUGGGAACUGUUGGGAACUCUCCUCGGAUGUGUGGGCCCAAGGCCCCCACCUUUGUGACCCCCAUGUCCUUGGACCUAGAGGAUUGUCCGCUUUCUGCCAGGGCCAGCCCACACAGCCCGAGCCCCUAGGGGAGCAGUGGCCGGGCUGGGGAGGCCUGCCUGGUCAAUAAACCACUGUUCCUGCA